This is a messenger RNA of Lobosporangium transversale, 966 nucleotides long. RefSeq lists its product as hypothetical. NCBI's taxonomy places the organism in Eukaryota, Fungi, Mortierellomycota, Mortierellomycetes, Mortierellales, Mortierellaceae. The coding region runs from base 1 to 966 and encodes 321 amino acids. The record is from RefSeq and is a predicted model, not a curated record. The transcript is spliced from 2 exons. Gene Ontology annotation, molecular function: DNA-binding transcription factor activity. Gene Ontology annotation, biological process: regulation of DNA-templated transcription.
AUGGCCAUUUCCAUCGAUUUCUCAAUGUUCGACGCGACCGACGCCAAGCUCUCAAAGUCUGCCGAUUCGUUAGAGUCAGCUCUUGCCCAGUUUGGCAAGAACGCCUCCGGCUUUAAUAGCAGCUCUGUUGACAUGUUCGCCCCCUCUGCCAACCCGGGCAGCGGGUUUGACGAGUGGUUGGCUGCUGAUUUUUCAAUUGGUGCUCACUCUGUUGAUGAAACUUCAUCUGUCUCGUCGAUGAGCCCUUUUUCUGCCAUAGAGGACUCACCUAUCCUCGACUUUGCUUCUUUUGGUUCUGCUGUUGAGUCCUCGCUCUUUACCUUCUCUGAAACUCUUCCCAUCAAUGUGCCUAAUAAGAUCAAGUCUUCUCAGGAACCAGUAUUGACCUCAGCUGCUGUUCAGCAGGCGGCUGCUGCACUCAAUAUUCCUUGGUCAGCGGAGCUUGAAUCUGCUGUCAUGGCGCAGGCAGCUCUUAAUGCUGCUGUUGCCAUUCCUGUGUCCCAGCCCUUGCCAUCACCUGUCUUGGCCCCAAAGGCUGAGCCUGAGGAGAUGGGUCUUUCGGUUUCUUCAACUUCAACCUCACGUGCUGGCUCACCAUCUUCAACCCCUGCCUCGACUCAAGCCCCUGUCAUCACAGUUCGUCCUCAUAUUCCUGUUACUAAGGGUAGAGGAUCCAAGAAGCGUGUAUUGACACCUGAGGAAGAAGCUGAAGAGAUCGUUGUGAAGCGUGCUAAGAAUACGGAUGCUGCUCGUCGCUCUCGUCUUAAGAAAUUGAUUAAGCUGGAGGGGUUGGAGGCCAAGGUGUUUGACCUAGAGGCAGCUAACAACGCGCUUAACAUGAAGAUUGCGAUCCUUGAAACGGAAAAGAACGGCUUUUUAGUCAAGGAUGCGGAGCAGACCGCACGUAUUGCUCAGCUCGAAGCCCAGCUCGCUGAGGCACAUGCAGCCUUGACUAACCGUGUAUAG